Messenger RNA from Prosopis cineraria, 1455 nucleotides. RefSeq names its product GTP-binding protein SAR1A-like. Gene Ontology annotation, molecular function: GTPase activity; GTP binding. Lineage: Eukaryota; Viridiplantae; Streptophyta; Magnoliopsida; Fabales; Fabaceae. The record is from RefSeq and is a predicted model, not a curated record. The transcript has 4 exons. Gene Ontology annotation, cellular component: COPII vesicle coat; endoplasmic reticulum exit site. Gene Ontology annotation, biological process: vesicle organization; intracellular protein transport; membrane organization. The coding region runs from base 363 to 944 and encodes 193 amino acids.
UCCCUUGCUUGCAAAUUGGUGUUUAUUCUAGCUUAAGUCUCUUUUGAUUCUGUUCUUCUGACACGUAAGCGUCUCCUGAGGACAUCAUUACUGCCACAGUAGCAUGUCUAAUGACGCGUAUCAGCCAAUCACAUCCCUCCAACUGGAACUCAUGCUUCUUAACUGGCUAUUCUGGUUUCCAAACUUGCCAAACAUUAGCCUCAUUUUGAUCAUUAUUCAGCGUCUUGUUCACUGGCCCCCACCGGUAAUCUGGCUUUCUCGGGCUCAUCAUCGCGCAAAAUUUCUCUUCGGUCAUUCGUUUUCUUGCGCUCUCGCGGCGGAUUUUUGCUUCCUGAGGAACAGCGCGCAAAUUUCCCUGCAAAAUGUUUCUUAUUGAUUGGUUCUAUGGGAUUCUAGCAUCACUGGGUCUCUGCCAAAAGGAGGCGAAGAUCCUGUUUCUCGGGCUAGAUAAUGCUGGGAAGACUACCUUACUUCACAUGCUGAAGGACGAGAGAUUAGUCCAGCAUCAACCUACUCAGUAUCCGACUUCGGAGGAGCUGAGUAUCGGGAAGAUAAAAUUUAAGGCCUUUGACUUGGGUGGGCACCAAAUUGCACGUAGAGUCUGGAAGGACUAUUACGCUCAGGUGGAUGCUGUAGUCUACCUCGUUGAUGCAUUUGAUAAGGAGAGAUUUGCAGAAUCAAAGAGGGAGCUAGAUGCUCUUCUUUCUGAUGAGUCUCUAGCAAAUGUGCCUUUCCUCAUCUUGGGAAACAAGAUUGACUUACCUUAUGCUGCCUCUGAAGAUGAGCUGCGGUAUCCUAUGGGCCUCACUAACUUCACUACGGGCAAGGGCAAGGUCAAUCUGGCUGACUCUAAUGUCCGUCCUCUAGAAGUGUUCAUGUGCAGUAUUGUCCGCAAGAUGGGAUAUGGCGAAGGCUUCAGGUGGCUCUCUCAGUACAUAAAAUGAGGCGGGUGAGUAGACAUUUAAGUGCGCUCGUAGCUUCGGAUUAUCAUCGUGCUGAUGAUGCACUCACAUUAGUAUUGUAAUUUUCAGAUGUGGCUGCCCAUGUAAAUUGGAUUCUUAAUUGUAGCUAUAUGGGCUUUCGGGCAGGGUCAAUGUGCUUGUGUGUCUGUACUGGUUUUACUAAAAUUACAGAAUUAAUAGUGUUGUGUGGUUUUUUUUUUUGGAUAGGAGGGUGUGAUUUUAAUGUUUCUGAGAUGGCUUCAUGGGUUAUUGGGAAUUUGGGAGGUGACUUCCGUGUUUCAAAAUUAGAUCUGUGUAUAGCUGUUCAAUUUGUAUUCGGAAAGUAAAAAAGUUUACAUUGCUUUUCCGCCUUAGGUUAUAAUAAUUUUGACAGCUUUCUUUCCCUAUUUCCACAAUAGCAUUUCACUCUCAAGAUUGAAAAUCGUCCCAAUGGUUAGCGGCAUUUACGCUAGCUAUGGGAGAGAUUCAAUUCAAGUUUCGAUUUUGCUGUUAA